AUGGAGCCGGAAGCGCUCAACAAGCUCAUCCAGAAGGAGGGGACCGUCUACGAUUCGGUGACUCCUGACUUCGCAGAAUGGGUCGCCUCCGGCGCGCUGGACGAAGCGUCGUCCGAGGUGCUGCAGCGCUUCGAGGGCAUGAACUCCGUCGAGCGCUGCGAUUUCAUACGGGACAAUGAGCUCGUCUCCAGAGUGCUGCUCAACUCCACAUAUGCCACGGGCCCGGGUCUGCUGCGGUGCUACUCGCUGGAGAGACUCUGCGACGCCUGCAGGGUGGACGCCUCAACCUACGCGUUCCUGCUCAACACACUCAAUGAUCGCGAUGUUUUCGAGAUCUACUAUGACAUCGCUACCCACGACAGCGACAGGAAGAUAAUCGAGAAGACCAUGUUCCUGCUCUCCGGGUUACUUGCGUGCGGGAAGGGCAGAUUCACCCUCGACCAGGCGAUCAGCCUUUUGCGGUCGAUCCUUGCCAGCAACACCGACGCAGCGCCCAAACUCUACGCCAUCGCAAACCUGAUUGAGGAGGAGAGCUUCCGCGAUUCCGUGUUCCAGGAGACUGCCCUGAUCGAGCUGAUCGGAAGAUGCCUGAAGAGGGAAGCCGCGCCAAACGCGCAGUACAAGGCGGCCUACUGCCUCUGGCAGUUCUCUCGCAGCCCAAAGUACGUCGAUGCCAUGUACGAUAAGGGUCUUGUGCAUGCGCUGUGCGACCUCUUUUGCUCCACCAAGAUCGAGAAGAUCGUCCGCGUCUGCCUGCUGCUGCUGAAAAACCUCUUCAAAAACACACGAUGCCUCGAGCUCAUCAUCGAGAAAAACGUCUCGCAGACUCUCACGCUGCUGGAGUACGACAAGUGGCGCGACGUCGAGCUCUACGACAACAUCCAGCAGCUCCACGCGUCCCUCGAGAGCAAGACCACGAAGAUCAGCAACUUCGAGAGGUACGUCCUGGAGGUCGACACCGGAGCGCUGAAGUGGUCCGUGCUGCACUCCGAGAAGUUCUGGGCCGUCCAUUUCGACAAAUUCGAGGACGACGAGUUCAGCGUCAUCUCUAAGCUGGUCAAGCUGCUCUACGCCUCCGAGGACCCUACCACCAUCGCUGUGGCGUGCUUUGAUCUGGGAGAGUUCGCCCGGCUGUACCACAACGGCAAGACCAUCUGCCAAAAGUUCCGCGUCAAGGACCGCGUCAUGGAACUCAUCGGGAGCCGCGACCGAGAGGUCGCGAGGGAGGCCAUGCUCUGCGCUCAAAAGCUCAUGGUGCAGAAAUGGCAGCAGGUGUGGACCUCCUGA
Molecule: messenger RNA, 1287 nt
Organism: Babesia ovata
Lineage: Eukaryota; Apicomplexa; Aconoidasida; Piroplasmida; Babesiidae
Product: VACUOLAR ATP SYNTHASE SUBUNIT
Exons: 1
Coding region: 1-1287 (428 amino acids)
Biological process (GO): proton transmembrane transport
Cellular component (GO): vacuolar proton-transporting V-type ATPase, V1 domain
Molecular function (GO): proton-transporting ATPase activity, rotational mechanism
Source: RefSeq, a predicted model, not a curated record